AUAAAAAAAAAUCAAGGCCUCCUGAGAUUUGUGUACGAAUGACAUUUUUACAAGUGGCUUUACGAUUGAUGAUCCGCUCCUCACAAAUGUACGGAAUCUAAUUGUGUAAGAGUGUAUUACUACAUCUACGAUCGUAGCCCACAAACACAUGAAAUCUAACAUUUUGCUUAUUUCAGAGUGUACUCCCGUAUCUUAUGUUGUAGUCUUAACACGAUGGUCAUAAAAUACGACGAUGUACUCUGACAUAAACAGAAGAUUAGCUUUCAUGCAUUCAUAGGCAAAAUAGGCUGCUGAGUUAAAAAAAACUCCACUUCUCAUCCUCCAAGGAAAUAAAUUAGGCUCAUGCAAAAAAAAGAAACACACAUUACAAUUCACAAAACAGCUUUCAUUUGAAAUCUCUGUACUCUUACACUUCACGAGGUUGCACGCCUAGCUUAGCUUCUCUCCCAAUUUGAUUUUCCCCCUUCAUUUCUCCAGCUUUCUCUCUGUCUGUUUCUUCUUCUUCUUCUUCUUCUUCUUCUUCUUCUUUCUCUCUCUGGUUUUCGUUUUCAAAACCCAGUGGGAAAACCAAAGGGGGCUUUUGGUUUUUAGGUUCAUUUUCAUUUCAUUUUGAUUCCAAUGUCAUCAUUGGCGACAGUGACGGCUACUAGAAGGCCUAAAUGGCAGUACCCACAACCGGCGCCGCCGACUCCGAGGAUUCUCCACUUUCCGAGGAGGCCAAGGACGCGGCGGCGGGCGUCCAAGAGUCUACCUGCAAAACCCACUUCCGGUUUCGGUGGGAGAGGGAAGCUUGAGGCGUUGUUUGAUCAGGAACGGGAAUUUUUGAAGGAGGAUUUUCCGGUUGUUUUGAUGGAUCGUGAGAGAGAGAGCGGCGGUUACCGCGGAAGAGCAGCGGCGGAGGAGAAGUGGCGGUUUCAGGCGGAGAUGUUGAGGGCGGAAUGUAACUUGUUGAGGAUGGAAAGAGAGAUUACCAACAAGAAAUUGGAGAAGAUGAAGAGUCGAAUGGAAAGAACUCUGAAAUCGGCUGUUCAAGCUCUUGUUUCUGGGAGAAACAAGAUAUACGAGGGCAAGGAUAUGAAGAUGGUAUUAGAGGAUGAGAUCAACGAAUUGGCUCAGAAACUCGAGAGAUUGCGCAGGGGAUCAAGAAAUAAACUAAUUGAAUUUAGGAAGUGUAAUAAUUUUGACAAGCAAGCGUCAUUGCUACAGAGAAAGCUUGAGAAAAUUGGAGAGGACUCUGAUGAACUGAUAGUUACAGAGACGAAGGGGGAUUGUAGAGAUCAGGAAAGCUUCAUAUCAAGUGGCAAAUUCAAUAAUGUUCAGGUGGAGGUUUUGAGGAGAAAAAUGGAGGAUCUGUCGAAGGGAACAUUGUUAGAGAGAAUGAGGGAGGAAUGUAGGUCCAUGCUUUCCACUUCAGCCACCAGCUCCGUCACUUGCUCCGCCGCAUCCUCUAAGAUCAGAACUGAACAUCCGGAUUCUUCCAUGCCGAAACACCUACAGAAUCUGGACUCAACAGCACAAGAACAGAAUCAAUGCUCAGGGCAUUGCAAGGCGAUUAUUCGAAGAAUCACGGAGCAAGUUAAAGCUGAAAAAGAUCAAUGGUCGCAAAUGCAGGAGAUGUUGAAUCAAGUAAGGGAAGAAAUGGAAGAGUUACAGGUUUCUCGUGAGUUCUGGAAAGAUCAAGCCCUAAAAUCCGAAUCACAAAUCCAAUCUCUUCAAUCCUCUGUUGAAGAAUGGAAAGAGAAGGCGAUGGCGAUAGAGAGAUUGAAGAAGAAAGGACAAGGUUCGCCACCUGAUGAAAUGGAGAAGCAUGUGUUGAUUUGCCGAGUGAAGGAGAAGAAUCAUAACCUGCUCCUCCAUGCAAGGGAUGUUCGAAGCAGGAGGAGAGAGAUCUCCAUUGAUGAACAACAAGGUCAAGAACAACAACAAAAAAUUCAUUCGCAAAUCAAAACGAUGGAGAAAUGUCAGCGAUUACCUUUUCGAGAUAUCGGUAACCGUCAUCAUAAUUGAAUUAGACGUCCUUAUCCCUUAGUUCUUAUUUUUUGAUGCAUUUGUUUGUUUCCUUUUUCCGAAUUUGUACAUAUAUCUUGAUGAGCCUUUUCUUAAGGAGAACUAUUAUUUUAAGCUAAAGUCGGGAUUUAUAAAUGGCGCAAAUAACAAAA
Messenger RNA from Benincasa hispida (wax gourd), 2159 nucleotides. Its product is annotated as myosin-like protein. The record is from RefSeq and is a predicted model, not a curated record. NCBI's taxonomy places the organism in Eukaryota, Viridiplantae, Streptophyta, Magnoliopsida, Cucurbitales, Cucurbitaceae.